This is a messenger RNA of Manis javanica (Malayan pangolin), 1373 nucleotides long. The record is from RefSeq and is a predicted model, not a curated record. NCBI's taxonomy places the organism in Eukaryota, Metazoa, Chordata, Mammalia, Pholidota, Manidae.
UGUUUUUACCUGGGUGCUCAGGGAAAGAAUCACUGCCACAUUUUUCAGGUUGUUGGGGGGCCAUUCCUUGAAACUGAAGACUGAGAUUCUAGUGUUCUUGCUGGCUGCCCACUGGGGCUCACUCUGGGCUCCAGAGGCCGCCCUCACCGCAUGUCCCAUUCACAGGGCCUUCUGUAGCCCAGCUAUGUGGUGGUCAAGGCCUGCAGAAGAGUCUCUGCCUUACGUCUGUUAAGAUGAAGUCCUAACUGCUAGGAUGAAGAUGAAGUGACUGUCUCAUCACAUUCCUAGGUGCUGCCCACACUCCAGCGAGGGCAUUGUUCAGGGUUUCUUAUAAUCCAUGCUUUGAAUGUCCAGGCUGCUUUCAUUCUAAGAGCUUGUCCAGUGACUGGUGAUAAUAUCAGCUGUGGGCUAAAUAUCUGCUAAGUACAUUACAUAUUUGAAGAUAGCUCAUAUCUGCCAAAGGAUGUUGCAGGCAUCUCAUAAAACAGAAAUCUUUUGAAAUUUGGCCCGGUAUUCAAACGUCCGUGGAACGAAAAAAACUUUGUCCUAGCUUCAGCUUCCAGCUCUGAAGACAGACUUGUUCUUUUCAACGGUUUUCACAGAUCCGGUGACCCACGCUCUGAAGUUAGACUUAGCUAACUUUCAAAAACAUCUGGAAAAAUGAAGACAUGGUUAAAAAUUGUGUUCGGAGUUGCCAUCUCUGCUGUGCUUGCUCUAUUGGUGAUGUGCAUUGUCUUACGUCCUUCAAGAGUUCCUGACUCUGAAGGAAAUACAACAAGAACACUCACACUGAAGGAUAUUUUAAAUGGGACAUUUUCCUACAAAACAUUUUUUCCAAACUGGAUUUCAGGACAAGAAUAUCUUCAUCAAUCUACAGAUAAUAAUGUAGUAUAUUAUAACAUUGAAACAGGAGAAUCAUAUACCAUUUUGAGUAAUACCACCAUGAAAAGUGUGAAUGCUUCAGAUUAUGCCUUAUCACCUGAUCGGCAAUUUGCAUAUCUAGAGAGUGAUUAUUCAAAGCUUUGGAGAUACUCUUACACAGCAACAUAUCACAUCUAUGACCUCAGGAAUGGAGAAUUUUUAAGAAGUGAGCUUCCUCAUCCAAUUCAGUAUUUAUGCUGGUCGCCUGUUGGGAGUAAAUUAGCCUACGUCUAUCAAAACAAUAUCUAUUUGAAACAAAGACCAGAAGACCCACCUUUUCAAAUAACAUACAAUGGAAGAGAAAAUAAAAUAUUUAAUGGAAUCCCUGACUGGGUUUAUGAAGGCUGGAGCUAAGAAUCCUGUUGUUCGGUUAUUUAUUAUCGAUGCCACUUACCCCGAAUAUGUAGGUCCCAGAGAAGUGCCAGUUCCAACGAUGAUAGCCUCCAGGUAAC